Molecule: messenger RNA, 390 nt
Organism: Zalophus californianus (California sea lion)
Lineage: Eukaryota; Metazoa; Chordata; Mammalia; Carnivora; Otariidae
Product: pancreatic progenitor cell differentiation and proliferation factor-like
Exons: 1
Coding region: 1-390 (129 amino acids)
Biological process (GO): cell differentiation; multicellular organism development
Source: RefSeq, a predicted model, not a curated record
AUGGCCACCAUCCCCUCCAGUGGCUCACUCAUGGCCACUCACUACUAUCACUUGCAACCCCUGGGCUCCACUUCCAGUAACAGCUCCUGUAGAAGUGCUGAGUAUCCUGAGGAAGCCAUUCUUCAACAGCCUGGUCUCCUCAAGACCCACCAGGGUCACUGGUGUGCAAGCUUCUCUUUGGGGAUGUCUACUCUCCCAUACAUGGCUAUAGUGUUAGAGUCUCUAGAAUGCUCAGAAUCUCCCCAGGCCUCCAGGGCACCAUCACCCAAGGCAGCCUGGCAGCUAGCCUGGCAAAACCAACACGAGACUCAAUCCUGGAUGGCCACCACCAGCCAUCAGGCUUCAGGAGGUUCUAGGCUCAUGGAAGCCUCUUCCUUAACCACCCCAUAG